AUCCAGGACCGUCCGUGGUACAGAACCCGGGAUGCCGUAAGUAUUUAAGAUUAGCUGUUCCCGCUAUUAUCAUUAUGGGGCACCGGCGUGGGGCCUUGGGGGAGGAGGGCAGGUUGAGGUCCAGGUAGUUGGAAGAGGGGCAGGACCCGAGGUCCAGGCAAUUGCGAGGAAGAGGCGUGUCAGCAGCAUUGGUGAGGGGUCCGUUGCCAUGGGAACAAACGAGGCCCUAAGAGGGCGCAUGCGCGGGUCGGGGACAGGUUGUUGAACCGGUGAAAGGUGACGUAAAAGCGCACGGGGUGGGGCGCAGGGCUGGGAACGUCAAAGCCCUGCGUCCUCCCGCACUCGGAGCGGCGGAAAGGCGCGCGCGCGCGCGCGGCAGCGGCGGCGACGGCGGCGACGACAGCAGCCCCAGCUGAACCGGGACGGCAGCGGAAAGGUGACGUACAAAGCAACGUGAGUGAGGCGUGAGGACGACAACCGCGCCCGGGAAGCCCCGCCGGGCUCGAACCGCGGCGGACCGGACCCAGGUCCGGCUUCCGAGGCUCCGCCUCUCGCGUUUUGGGACUAAUCGGAUUGAGAGCGCGCCGGCCCGGGCCGCGAACUCGCCAAUUGCGGAGGGCAUCGACCACUACCCAAUCCGGAGCAGACAGGUGCGAGGUCCGGAAGGCGGAGACCAAUCAGAAGCGGUUGCGGCCUGUUGGGGCCGGCCUCGGCCAAUGACAAGGCCCGAGUGACGUCUUCGCGCACCAAUCAGGAGUGAAGGAGCCUUCGUGCCCGCCCGCCCUUCCGGCCUGAGCUCUAUUUACCAGGGGCGUGCUGCCGGCUUGCCAAUCAGAGCGCAGCUAAGCGGCCAGGCAGCCAACCCGGGAGGAGCGGCCGGCCGGCGUCUGCCGCACCCAGGAGUUGGGGAUGUCCUACAAACCCAUCGCCCCCGCCCCCAGCAGCACCCCGGGCUCCAGCACCCCUGGGCCCGGCACCCCGGUCCCUACAGGUGAGGAUCCAGCUCCACCCCUGCUCGCCUGUCCGGGCGGUGGAGGUCUCGAAGAGAGGACGGCCUGAGUUCUGCAGUAGUGGGCCUGCCGGCUACCCUCGCUGAGCCUCAGUUUACUGGCCUGUGAUGUGGGCGUGGUCACGUAGGGCUUGUUGGUGAAGCACAGGGGGAGGGGUUUGUCCUGAAGUUUAGCAGCGUGAAGCCAAGCAUCCCUUUGGAGCUGGAAGUGUCCCAUCGCCGUCGGGCUCGGUGCCGGGAGCUGCUGCUCCUUUCAGACCUCUGUUUAACGACUUUGGACCGCCCUCCAUGGGCUAUGUGCAGGCAAUGAAACCACCUGGCGCCCAGGGCUCCCAGAGCACUUACACGGACCUGCUGUCGGUCAUAGAGGAGAUGGGCAAAGAGAUCCGACCCACCUAUGCUGGCAGCAAGAGUGCCAUGGAGCGCCUGAAGAGAGGCAUCAUCCAUGCCCGGGCCCUAGUCAGAGAGUGCCUGGCAGAGACAGAGCGGAACGCCCGCACGUAACAGGACUCGACUCCUCCUCGGCGUCUGGACCUUUCCUGGCCACUGCAGAGCACCUGCUUCUCCCUGGCCUUCACCCCGAGUUGCACUUCCCAUCCUGGGCUUCCUGUCCUGUGUCCUUUGGUGGGUGCCCUCCAGGAACCAGUGGGCGGCUCUCACUCCAGUCGGCAGCAGUAACUGGAACCCCCAAAAGAGGGAGCAGUGAGGUCCCUGGGAGUCCCACCCAUGACCUGCCAACAGUGUUGAUCCAGCUGGGGCUUUCUCCUUUCUGUGGCCCCACCGCUCAGCACUUACCCAGGACUUACCGUUUUCCCAGACCCCUUCUCCCCCCAGCAGAGCCUCAGAAGGCCUGUCGCCUCCCUGCCUCGUCUCCUAGGCCAUAACUCUUUUCUCGGUGUGUCUUUUGCUAAAUAUGCCCUUUUUGUAUAAAUAAAAGAUAAUUUGGAGUUGUUCUCUCA
This is a messenger RNA of Sus scrofa (pig), 1968 nucleotides long. NCBI's taxonomy places the organism in Eukaryota, Metazoa, Chordata, Mammalia, Artiodactyla, Suidae. The record is from RefSeq and is a predicted model, not a curated record.